AUGGAUAUUGGAUUACUUUUAAAUUCAAGACCGGUAUUAACCGAGUCUUUGGAUAAACCAUCAUCUCCAAGAAAUAAUAAUAAUAAUCAACAGGAUAUCAAUAAUACAAACUAUACUGCAAUGGCAUCACCAAGAAAUAAUUUAAAAAAGGUUAAAGUUGAAACCAAUGAAUCAUAUCAACUAUCACCAAAUAUUCAAUCGGCAAAUAAUAAUAAUAAUAAUAACAACAAAAUAUAUAAUCAACAACAACAACAACAACCAAUACCCCUAUCAACCUAA
Messenger RNA from Cavenderia fasciculata, 279 nucleotides. RefSeq lists its product as uncharacterized. Bases 1 to 279 code for a protein of 92 amino acids. The record is from RefSeq and is a predicted model, not a curated record. Lineage: Eukaryota; Evosea; Eumycetozoa; Acytosteliales; Cavenderiaceae. The transcript has a single exon.